This is a messenger RNA of Chara braunii, 3044 nucleotides long. Lineage: Eukaryota; Viridiplantae; Streptophyta; Charophyceae; Charales; Characeae. The record is from the annotation of a GenBank genome assembly.
GAGGUUCUCCUUCUCUAAGAGUUUCUCAUUCAUUUGCAGGAGAAGGAGGGCAGAGACUUCCACUAUGCUGGGAUAGAGGAAUGCCUGUUUAUGCGAGCGGCGGGAGGAAGAAGUGGAGACGCUGAGAUCAUCGUCGGAGGCAGGGAGAGACAGCGGGACGCUUGAUUAACCGCGGCCGGCGAGCAGCAAGCUUAGAGAUGGAGUUGCAGGCGGCUACGGUUGCCAGUGUCCCGUCAAUUCGCUGCUCCUUGUCGACCUUGGAAUCUAUUGACGCCAACAAGUAUCAUGCCGAUUGUAGGGGUUCGCCGUCGCAGGCAGGGGGGAGAGGAGCGGAAUGGGUUUCUAAGGGGCAACGGGCGACAACACGUUUCUCUAACAGGAGCGGCAAUGGGCCGACGAUGAUGAAGAUGGCUAUGGCGACGGCGAAGGGUUCUCACUUGCGGUCCUGCGAAGCAGGGGCAUGCCUUCAUCGAUCUCGUCUUGGCUAUAAUGCUGGCAAGAGCCAACGUUUCUCCCAUAUCUGUAUAUUCGGCGGCAUCGAGGCUUCUAGCAGAGGAUGUGCCAGCACUCCGACAAAAUUCGUCGUCAAGGAUCGGUGCUGCCGCCAUCCAGGGGUCCUCCUGCCAAACGCGUCUGCCUCGGAGACUAUGCUGAUCACUGAGAAGGAAAAAGAGGAAGAAGGAAAGAUCGGCAGCGAUGGCGGAUGGACGGAGUUGACACAGGUGUGUGCUAUUUUGGGGUCGCAAUGGGGAGAUGAAGGCAAGGGCAAACUUGUAGAUAUUCUGGCGGAAAGAUAUGACGUGGUGGCGCGAUGCCAAGGGGGUUCGAACGCGGGUCACACGAUCUACAAUUCUGAGGGGACGAAAUUUGCGCUCCAUCUGAUUCCUUCAGGGAUCCUUCAUGAGGGGACGACAUGCGUGGUCGGCAACGGUGUGGUCGUUUAUCUUCCAGGUUUUUUCAAGGAGAUUGACAAUCUUGAAGCCCAGGGAAUCCGCUGUGGAGGGAAUCGGUUGCGUGUGUCUGAUAGAGCACAUCUGCUGUUCGAUUUCCACCAAACGGUAGAUGGGCUGCGCGAGGCGGAAUUAGCGGGAGAGAUGAUUGGCACCACCCGUCGCGGGAUUGGCCCCUGUUAUGCCACAAAGGCGAUUCGCAGCGGACUCAGGGUUGCUGAUCUGCUGCACAUGGACUCGUUCCGAGUGAAGCUGGAAUACCUCAUGAGGGACGCGGCACUUAGGUUUGCCGGCAAAUUCGAGUUCAGUCAGCAACUGCUGGAUGAAGAGGUAGAGAGGUAUACUAAUUAUGGCAGACGGCUAGAGCCGUACAUCACAGAUACCGUUCAUUAUGUGAAUGAGGCGUUCGACAAGGAGAAGAAGAUCCUUGUCGAAGGCGCUAAUGCGACGAUGCUCGACAUCGACUUUGGCACGUACCCCUUUGUUACCUCCUCGAAUCCGUCAAUUGGUGGAAUUUGUACCGGACUGGGUUUGGCACCUUCCAAAAUAAGGACGGUCAUUGGGGUGGCGAAGGCCUACACAACACGAGUUGGGUCGGGGCCUUAUCCGACGGAGUUAUUUGGAAAAGAGGGGGAUGAUUUGCGGGAGGCUGGGCAUGAGUUUGGAACGACAACUGGCCGACCUCGACGGUGUGGAUGGCUCGAUAUAGUUGCGCUGAAGUAUGCGUCGAUGAUCAACGGCUUUACGGCUAUCAACUUGACGAAGCUGGACGUGCUGUCAGGACUGCCGGAGAUCAAGCUUGGCGUGAUGUAUAAGACCCCUGGAGGAGAACCACUCCCCUCUUUCCCCGCGGAUCUGGAGUUGCUCAACCAGGUCGAAGUUGAGUAUGAAGUGUUGCCUGGAUGGGCGACAGAUAUUUCACGACUGAGGAAAUACGCUGAUCUGCCACCGACGGCCAGGGCCUAUGUGGAGAGGGUGGAAGAGUUGGUGGGAGUACCCAUUAAGUUCAUUGGUGUGGGCCCAGGACGGCACGAUCUUAUCGUAAGGUCGUGAGUUUGAAACAGAAGCAUGCGCACACAAAUAUAUACAGACACUGAGAGAGAGAGAAAGAGAGAGGGAGAAGGGGGGGAGGGGGGCGGGGGGAGGGUACAUGCGCAAGAUGGGUCGGUGAUGGCGUGCGGACGGAUAUUUGAGUGAGCGAGGAGGGAAUGAAGAGAAGGCCUGCUUUGUGGGUGACGUUUUGUACAGCAGCUGUACCAUUGAUUCCAUUUGUGGUCCGUCGUGGUGUCAUAUUAUGGCACGCCCACCGGCAUCAUUCUCUCCUCGUGUCGAAGAGGCCUUUGCUUGAGCUCGGCGCCUCUUAUAUAUUUCCGCCGUCUUUCUUUGCCAUGCAAGCCUCCACAUUUCGAAUCAUUUUCUUCUCAUAUGUUGGGGCAGCAAGAUUGUUCAGCACUCAACCGCUGCAUAGGCAGAGAACCUUGUUCAUCCUCGAUGUAGAUAUAGUCAUAUACACUGCCUCUGCUCUCCGUUGGCAGUUUUCUCCUUUGCUUUUCACUCCUCUGUGGCAGUAAUGUAACUCACUCUCUCUCUCAAGUUUCAAUUUGCUCUUGACCUCCCAGCUGCUAGUCAGCGUGAGAGAGAGAGAGAGAGAGAGAGAGAGAGAGAGAGAGAGAGAGAGAGAGAGAGGGAGAGGGGGGGGGGGGGGGGAAGCUAGGAGAGAAGGGAUGUGUGUAUUGCUAGUGAACAGCAUUUUUUUAUUUUAUUUUUUUUAUUAUUUUUAACUAAGCUAUAUUCUUCUCUCAAUUUCACCUUUCAUAUCUACCUACUACCACAGAACAGCAAUUCUAUAUUAUUCCUGGGGGGAAAAAAAAAGAAUCUGGGGCACGGUUCCACUAUCACACAAGUAAGGUAAACUGUCCCUGAUAAACACCUGUGUGACAUGUGUGGGACAUGGCCCGGUCGUUGGUGCAUCAAAAUAGGAGGGCAGGAAAAUCGAGAUGCAUGUAUAUUUCGGAGUUGUGUUUUGAUUUUGUUUUUGUUCUUUUUCCUUUUUAUUUGCGAACAAUUGGAUGUGGAUAAAAAAAUUACAAAGUC